UCCUAAGAUGGCGUUGGAAAAAUUUUUUUAACCCCAAAUACGUCUGGUAUUUUGGUAAAAUUUAUCAGAGACGUAUAAAUUUUAUCUAAUUAUUUAAUAAGGAAAAAAGUAAAUUAACUGGGGGUGAAAUGGCUUCUAAAAUGGUCAUACAACCGCGUUUUCUUAUAAGCACUGGUUUCAAAAAAUGGUGUUACAAUCUAUCACGUUUCAAUCAAUACGGUCUUAUGCACGAUGACGUUCUCUAUGAAACACCAGAAGUUAAAGAGGCAAUACGUCGUCUUCCUCAAGAUCUUCAGGAUGCCAGAGUAUUCCGGAUUGUUCGUGCAAUGCAAUUAAGUUGCCAGAAAGAUGUAUUACCUAAAGAACAAUGGACAAAAUAUGAAGAAGAUGUCCGUUAUUUGAGACCAUACUUAGAAGAAGUUAAGCGAGAAAUUGCUGAGAAAAAAGAGUGGGAUAAAGAAUAAGUAUUUAAUAAUAAAAAAAAGUAAUAGAUAAUUAAUUAGUAUAAUUGUCACGUUGUUUGUAAAUUAUACUGAAUUGAAGAUAAAGAUAAAAUGUUGUAAAUAAAAAAAUAA
Messenger RNA from Microplitis mediator, 575 nucleotides. RefSeq names its product cytochrome b-c1 complex subunit 7-like. The transcript has 4 exons. The record is from RefSeq and is a predicted model, not a curated record. Bases 129 to 464 code for a protein of 111 amino acids. Gene Ontology annotation, biological process: mitochondrial electron transport, ubiquinol to cytochrome c. Lineage: Eukaryota; Metazoa; Arthropoda; Insecta; Hymenoptera; Braconidae.